Messenger RNA from Panicum hallii, 747 nucleotides. Its product is annotated as cysteine proteinase inhibitor 8-like. NCBI's taxonomy places the organism in Eukaryota, Viridiplantae, Streptophyta, Magnoliopsida, Poales, Poaceae. The transcript has a single exon. The record is from RefSeq and is a predicted model, not a curated record. Gene Ontology annotation, molecular function: cysteine-type endopeptidase inhibitor activity. Bases 7 to 510 code for a protein of 167 amino acids.
CUUCAGAUGUCCUUGCUGAUCCCGCCACGUCAUCCUCGUCUGAUUUCGGCUCGUCCCGUAGUUAAAUUCCAGCGCCCCUGCUUCGACCCGACACGUCCUCCCCAUCGCAGGUCACAAACCAAAACCACCCAAACCAUGUCCAAGAGAGCUCUCCGCCUGGCCGCGCUGCUGCUCGCCGCCGUCGCGGUCGCCGCCACACCGGCCGCGGUGGCGGCACGCGUGGGGCCGCCGCUCGCCGGCGGGUGGAGCCCGAUCAAGGACGUGAGCGACCCGCACAUCCAGGAGCUCGGCGGCUGGGCGGUGGCGGAGCACGCCAGGCUGGCUAACGACGGGCUGCGGUUCGGCGAGGUGACGGGCGGCGAGCAGCAGGUGGUGGCCGGGAUGAACUACAAGCUCGUCCUCGACGCGACGGACGCCGACGGGGCGGUCGCGGCGUACGGGGCGUUCGUGUACGAGCAGGCGUGGACCAACACCCGCGAGCUCAUGUCCUUCGCGCCGGCGAGCCGCUGACCAGGAACGUGAAUGGCGGCGGCCGGUUUCUUGGAGUCACCUGUUAACGAUUGGGUUGCCGUAACUAUGUGAUGCAAUUACGGGGACAUCCAAGCUUGCAGAUAUGCUCUUUUAUGUAGCCAUGUCGUGAGUCGAGACUUCAAUAAGCCACCUUGGCAUCUUUGCUACAUCGAUCUUUAUAUGCUGUAUCCUAGUUUGUGCUGCAAAAUAUAUAGUCUAGCGCCUCUUCACUCUUCA